AUGAUUUACAAUCUCUGGAAACAUUGUACCCUUAUCGGGUCGUUGGCUCUCUUGGAGGCUUUAGCAGCUAACAUAAGCACGACGGAAACUUUUGUUGGGGGCACUCCGCCUUGUGACGCGCUCCUCGCCGCCGGCUUAGGUGAUAGGGUUUUAUCGCCAACCGAUUCAGGGUACGAGAAACAGGUGCAAACCUGGUGGGCUCGGAAUGCCCAGCUUCAUCCAUGGUGUAUUGUGCUACCCGAGAGUACUGAAGAAGUUUCCCUCACUUUGACCACACUCCUAAAAGCUGGCAAUGGCGCUGGAGACUGGCACAUUGCAGUCCGGAGUGGGGGGCAUGGCUUUCAGUUGAACAACAACAUUCAGAAUGGAGUCACUAUCGAUUUGAGCAUGCUCAAUUACUCCCGUUAUGAUGCCGAAACGAAUACCGCAACGCUCGGUUCGGGAGGGCGAUGGGAGAAUGUUUACGCUAGUCUGGGCGAUCAAGGCGUUGUCGUGGUCGGUGGCCGCGAUGGCGACGUUGGAGUGGGAGGCUUCCUUCUCGGCGGCGGCACAUCCUAUUUCUCGCCCAAGUAUGGAUUCGCCUGUGACUCUGUCCUCAACUACGAGGUCGUGCUCACCAACGGAAGCGUCGUCAAUGCGAACAAGACCAGCAACUCUGAUUUAUGGAAGGCGCUCAAGGGUGGCGGCUCCAACUUUGGCAUCGUCACAAGGUUUGACCUGGAAGCCCUUCCUGCUCGUGAUAUCCACUACGAGGUCCGAAUACUGCCCGCAACCGCUUCUGAUGUGGUCUCCGAUACGCUGAUCAAGUUUGCUGAUCAUGACAUGUCGCUUGCUGAUAACGCACUGGUCACUUUCCUCCAGUACAACGGCACGGCAGGUCCUGACAUCACGAUCACGGCCAUCUAUGUCAACACUGCUGGGCACAAUGGUGUCGAAACGGCGUUUGACAAUCUGCGGGACAUUCCGUCUAUUCGCAAUGUUUCUGUAAAGCAGUCUGUGGCCAAGACUGCCGCAGGGUCGAAAGUCCAAGGCGGACAAUUGAGUGCUGCGGCGACUCUGUUGUUCAAAAAUGAUCCAGAGAUUCUUCAAUACUCCACCAAGCUCCACGAAGACUUCGUCAAGUCCCUUCAGAGUUCCAUCGGCCCGGAAGCCUUCGGAACGAUGAUCUUUCUACAGCCUGUCGGAAUGGACCAUGGAAAUAUCGCAAAUCAACGCGGCGGUAACAUGCUUGGUCUUGAAAGAUUGAAGUCAAAUGCCAUCAUGUGGACGGGUGGUGUGUAUGUGUUGACGAACGACGCAGACUUUGCCUUGGCGGAAGCAUGUUUGACUUCGAUGUCGGACAAGAUACAGAGAUUUGCGAAGUCUGUCGGGGGCGACAUGGACCUGGUCUACCUCAACUAUGCCAGUCCUCGUCAGGAUGCUCUCGCAGGAUACGGCCCACAGAAUGUUGAAUUCAUACGGGAAGUUGCUGCCAAAUACGACCCGAGUGGCGCGUUUCAGACAAGAGUUCCUGGGGGCUUCAAGAUCGGGAGAUCUGGGUAG
Colletotrichum lupini is the source of this 1542-nucleotide messenger RNA. Its product is annotated as FAD binding domain-containing protein. The transcript has 3 exons. Bases 1 to 1542 code for a protein of 513 amino acids. Gene Ontology annotation, molecular function: FAD binding. NCBI's taxonomy places the organism in Eukaryota, Fungi, Ascomycota, Sordariomycetes, Glomerellales, Glomerellaceae. The record is from RefSeq and is a predicted model, not a curated record.